Messenger RNA from Guyanagaster necrorhizus, 1003 nucleotides. RefSeq lists its product as uncharacterized. The transcript has 5 exons. The record is from RefSeq and is a predicted model, not a curated record. NCBI's taxonomy places the organism in Eukaryota, Fungi, Basidiomycota, Agaricomycetes, Agaricales, Physalacriaceae. Bases 91 to 840 code for a protein of 249 amino acids.
UUUUUUUCUGGAUCAACUGAAAAUCUGCACGGUGUUUGAUUUCUUUUUGUCUCGCCCUUGCCUUGAUACCAUUUACGGAAGCUUGAGCGUAUGGUAGCCACUGCAUCGGCCGCUGCGGUUUCACUUGCAAAUGAGGAAAAGAAACGGAAGCAGACGAUGGAGAGAGCCAAGGCGACUCAUCUCUCGAGACAGCUCCAGAUGAGGUUACAGUAUGCGAAGCUAAAGGUCGAGCAUGGCUGGACAAAGCAAACCCUCAACGAAGUCGAAAACCUGUACUUCCAUCACUCGCACACCCGCGGGCCCAGACCAACAGCGCCCACGAACCAGCUUCUCUCCGAAUCGACCUUGGUGCUCAGCGAUACCCCUUCUCCCCGCCAAUCUUCCUUGUCAUUCAAAUCCAACAUCUCCCGGGCUUCGACGCUAAUCGAUCUCGACGUCCCGACAGAUAUCGAGGUCGAGACGACCCCAGACCCCACUGUGCACGUAUCAGCAAACUCCUCGUUUACACCACCACCCCCAGCUGUCGCGCCGCUACAACCGUCACCAUUUCUUCCUGAUAGCGCCUUGUCCAGGCCUAGGACGCAAUCCCCCUCUCUGUCCCCAGUGCCUACGGGCAAGACACAAACAAAACCAUGGCCUUCGCCUACACUUACGCCCAAAAGGCAGCCAGCAAAAUUAUUGUCGGCGCCAGAUAUUUAUGGCAAGGGUCAACAGCCGGGGCCUGUGCUGACUUAUGAUUCCUUCUGGUCGAAGCAUACCCUGUCCGCACCGCAUUAUCGCAGUCUGGGCAGUUUGCCGUCGAGAGGAAGUGUAAGCGAUGUCACGAACGACGUCGGAUGAGCAGCAUCAGGAAGGACCUGUUGACCUAGGUGUUAAAGUGGACUUGUUCGAUGUAUAAUUAUACCACGCUGAUAUCAUUAUUUUGCUUUCGAAUUGCAUUUUCAGUGUAUCCCCUUUCUCAGUGUUUUAGAGGUAUCAUGGACAUACUCGACUUCCUGGAAAC